Messenger RNA from Alosa sapidissima (American shad), 1777 nucleotides. Its product is annotated as tumor necrosis factor-like. Gene Ontology annotation, molecular function: tumor necrosis factor receptor binding. NCBI's taxonomy places the organism in Eukaryota, Metazoa, Chordata, Actinopteri, Clupeiformes, Clupeidae. Gene Ontology annotation, biological process: immune response. The record is from RefSeq and is a predicted model, not a curated record. The transcript has 4 exons. The coding region runs from base 191 to 886 and encodes 231 amino acids. Gene Ontology annotation, cellular component: membrane.
UGCGGGAGCGCAACAAAUUGCCCUGAUACUUCCGCGGACACGGUUGGUCUACGUCUGAGUAGUCGAGCCUAUUCGAAACCACCUAUGUAAAUAAUGCACUGCUGCUCACUUUGGGGCGUAGGCCUACACGAGUCACGACUGGGUAAAUAGCCGGGAUUUUUAAUCGCCUUACAAAUGGAGCAAAUUCGACAUGGAAAGACGAGUCGAUAUGGAGCUCGCCCAUCACAGACUGGCGCCAAGUCGAAGUGAAAUUAAUUGUAAAGUGUGCAUCUCCUUCACUGCAUCUGUGGUCAUUUCUACAUUUACGUGCACCUUGGUGGUCUUUCACCUAUUGGGUGUACAGUCAACGGUAUCUCCUGUAAAAGAAGCAACAGGCUACCAGAAGCUGCAGGGGGAGCGCACACAAAAUACUCAAAGAAUGCCCAGACCUAAUGCUCACCUAGUCGCAGUUUGCAGCGAUGUCGAUGGAGUCCUUAGUUGGCAGAACAGCUCCAAAGAGGACCUCAACAUGGAGUACAAUGACAGCGAACGGAGCCUGGUCAUUCCCAAAAAGGGCUUUUACAUCAUCUACCUGCAGAUAUCCUACCGUUUCACAGAAAACUUCAUCUGCAAGGGAGACAAUGUGGUCCUGAUUCACGAAGUGAUCAAGCGGAGUCUGCUGAGAUACAGUUACACAAAACCUAAGAACGUUAUCAGUUCCUUAGAGACUGUGUCGUGCACGGAAAAGUACUGGGGGAGAACCACACACAGCAUGGCCAGGAUAUUUUUCCGCAAGGAAGACAGACUCCAGGUGAAACUGAGCUCUAACUGGUCGCUGGUCGAUAUUUACGGUCCACAUGGGACAAAAACAUUCUGGGGAGUGUACCUCGACAGGGACCUCAAAUAGGUGUCAUUUUGCACAGUGCAGGCUGUAUUGAGUCGAAAUGUUCAUUUUGCAAAUUUACAUCAAUAUAAAUGCUGAUGUACUGUAUGGAAACCAUAGAUGAAGACGCUGUACUGUGGUGCCUGAAUGUAUGCUGUGGGUUUGGUGCUCGUGGAUCGGGUAGUCUUUCUGUAUUAGUGAUACCGUUAAGUGUAAACAGAAACUAUCUAGACCAGUGGUCGCCAACCCGUCGAUCGCGAUCGACCUGUAGAUCUUUAGGACUUGCCCGGUAGAUCCCGAGAAUAACAGGAAAAACACAAACAGUCACCAAAUUCCUGCAUGGUCGCCAACGUUUACAGGGCCUAAAAAUCAGCGCAGGAUUAUGGGUAUAGCGCAUGAUUUAUUCAAAACCCGCAACUCAAAUUAUGUAUGGCGUUGAUAGGCUAUUUUUGACCUGAUACCUUUGCCUAAAUAAAAGACCUUAAAUUGGAAGUAUUUUAGCUUUGAUUCUGUUUUGACGCUUCAUGGUAGAUCUUGACUUUGUUCAGGGCGAGGUCAGGGAUCUUGGGCUCAAAAAGGUUGAUGACCACUGAUCUAGACUAACUGACUAGAGACCUAACUAGAGAAGGAACAAAGACACUUUCUCUCCAAAGUGACCAGAAGUUCUUCCUUCUUUUUUACCAAAUGAUAUUGAUAUCAUGUAUGUGUGCGAGUGUGUGUGCUUUAUCUGAUCUCAGCGUUGCUGUGGGUGUCACGUCGUCACAAUAUCAAUUCCUGUGAUGGGUGACAUUUGCUUGGGAACAUGUGCCUUUUUCUUCAGAUCUGUAUCUGCCUUUGUAUUUCACACACUUUCACUAUCAUCAGCAGAAUAUGUUAUAUAUGUAUAUAUGUAAAGUAAAUAUUUUCAGUACUGUA